This is a messenger RNA of Ostrinia furnacalis (Asian corn borer), 569 nucleotides long. Its product is annotated as MICOS complex subunit Mic10. The transcript has 3 exons. Gene Ontology annotation, cellular component: mitochondrion; MICOS complex; mitochondrial inner membrane. The coding region runs from base 138 to 392 and encodes 84 amino acids. The record is from RefSeq and is a predicted model, not a curated record. Lineage: Eukaryota; Metazoa; Arthropoda; Insecta; Lepidoptera; Crambidae.
UUCAAGCCGUUCAAAUUUGUUUUGUCCAUAUUUUGUGAUGAUAAGUUAACGUACAGAUAUUUUUUAUAUUUGUGUUAUUAUUUGUAGAAACGCAAUGUGUUGUUAUUUAGUUGAUGUAUUUGUAACUUAGGAGAGUAAUGAGUAAACCGGACAAAAGGGACUUCGAAGAUAGAUACUCGGCUUGCUUUGUCGAUUUUGGCAUGAAAACAACGAUAGGCGUCCUAUUAGGCAGCAUGGUGGGCAGCUUCUUCAUGCGCAGCUACCGGCGGUGGCCAAUGUUCGUCGGCGGCGGGCUCGGCUUCGGCAUGGCCUACACCAACUGCGAGAACAGUCUGAAUAACUUCCUGCUGGCUAUGGACCCUAAGGCUUGCAUUAUCAAGAAGCAGCCGUGAUGUCUUUUAAGUUUAAGGCGUCGGUCAAGCAUGAAAUUGUUCCUGUAAAAACUGUAAUCUUAAUAGUUUUAAAUAUAAAAUAAUAUUUCUGUAAAAUGGACCUGAACACUUUUAUUAUAACAACAUUAAUGUUUUCAUAAAAAUCGCAAUAAAUUAAAAAACUAAAUCCGUAACCGA